Messenger RNA from Aspergillus nomiae NRRL 13137, 4674 nucleotides. RefSeq lists its product as uncharacterized. Gene Ontology annotation, biological process: post-chaperonin tubulin folding pathway; tubulin complex assembly. Gene Ontology annotation, cellular component: cytoplasm. NCBI's taxonomy places the organism in Eukaryota, Fungi, Ascomycota, Eurotiomycetes, Eurotiales, Aspergillaceae. Bases 1 to 4218 code for a protein of 1405 amino acids. The record is from RefSeq and is a predicted model, not a curated record. The transcript is spliced from 9 exons.
AUGUCACAUCCACUCGUGGCAGCAGUGUGGGAACAGCUACGGCGUCGUGACAUAACCAAUAUCGUCAGGGAAAUCAUCGGCGAACAUGCCACGGAUGUCGCGAUUUUCCAGGCGGAAGAUGCUUCCGAUGUCGCGAAAGUCGAGCAGCUCAUGCAUGCCGUGUUCUGGAUCAAAGCCAUUUUUGACCUGCAGAGAACCUACCUGCAGGGGCUAACGAAUUUUGACGAUGGCCACCCCUCGUCCACUUCAUAUCUACUCCCUUCCGAAGUCAUCUUCUCGACCCUCAUGUACCUAGUGCAGGUGAAGCCGAAGUUGUUCCCGUGCACCAAACCAACCGCCCCGGAGCUGGUCAAAUAUAGACACUUUCUCGCCCUCACGUUACUCGCCGGGGCGCGACUGCUUCUGUUGCGAGGUCAAAGCAUUCGCCAUGAGAUGAAAUUCAAUCUUGAACGUGCGAUCAGGAAAGCAUGGCAAGACUCGGAGCUGCCCGGUGCAGACAGGUUUAUGGUCAGCGAUUUACUACCGAAAGUCAUCGAUAGUAUAGAAUCCUCCGAUUCGUCAUCUAAAAGUCAUCUGUUUUUCUCUGCAUCGCAGGGAAGUAAUUCUAAAGUCACGGCCAUGGAACCUAACUCCUUACUGGGAAAUACGGAGACUUUAACCGACCUUUUGUCGGGUCUCCUGAAGAAAAAUACCGAUCAGACGACUCCCUUCUUAUCUUUGUUUGACAUGCUCUGGGCAGCCGAGGCGACAAUGGUACAGUCCCAUAUAGAUCGCCGCCGUAUAUCCCAAGAGCAAGGGGAUAGCCUCGCUGCAGCACUGGACGUGGAUGAGAUCUUUGAGCGCACGCGAGAGAACAAAAUGAAGCUGGCGAAGACGGUCUUGGCGGCUUUCAACGAUGAAUUCACGGCACCUCCGCUUCAGAUUCUUGCGACGGUUGUGCUAAGCCAAAAUGCCGAAGCUCAAGCGCCCCUCCAAACUCGAAGAAUCCGGGAUACUUGGAGUCAGCUAUCUCGUAUCAGGGAAGUCUGCGAAGCAUCCCUGAGUCAUCUGGUGAGAUGGCUUAUUAACCGUAGAGUCCAACUGUGGGGUUGCAACGGAGAGCUGGAGGCUACCUCGCACGACUAUCAGCAGAAUCUCACCGAGUGGUUGCAGCUUUCACCCCUCCAAGAAGCGAAUCAAUCAAACCGUCAAGAUGAAGUAUUUUACGUGGUGGAUUGCCCUGCUGUCCAUUCAGUCCCCCGAUCAUUAUUGGAAGAGCGAAUGGACAAAAAUGCCUGCGAGCAAUUGCGAGCGAACUCCCAGGUCCUGACACUAAAUAUUUACUGCCCUCUGUGUCCAACAAACACGAAAAUACAACAUGCUCGCAUGGUUGAAUCCGCCAGGCUUUCUCACCCACGCAUCGGCUUUGAAUCGGGCAGUACCAGAAGCUACUCCUUUCCCGAUUCCAUGUCUCGAGACACGACCUCCUCGAGCUCCCUUAGUCAUUCUACCAGCCAUUCAUCCGUCCGUAUAGAUUCAGGCGACGGGGCAUGGAGUCCGAUCUCGCCUGCGACUUUCAAGCCCGUAUUCAAUGCGAUGAAUAACAAACAUUCUCCUACGACACCCUCCGACCCACAUGCCUCAUUUCUGGCACGUAGCAAAACCGAUUAUUUAUAUGAAAAGUCCGCUACAAAGUCAUUCCCCCGAGAACUGAAAAAUGUCUCUCUACCCUUCUCCACCGGUUCUUCCCUGUUUCGACGGGUGUCUGUGAAGAAGAAUCAUUUACCUCGUGAGCCCAGAUUCUGCUUCUCUGCGUCAGGCCGAAGCCUUCUUCUUUGGGGCGUCGGAAGUAAUUGGGUGGCCAGAUUUGAAACGCCCAGUGCAGGAGCACAGAAGCCAAGGAGUUAUCGAUACGAUGUUUCCGGUGUGCAGUACGUUGCUGCCGGAGACCAGCGCUGCGCGGUGAUAGCCGCUGUUGGAGAGCAUUACGAGCUUCUGGUAUUCAAGGGGUUUGGCCUCAGCGCCGAAGCUCAUUUGCCGAUCGAGAUUCACGACCCAUCCCUACCUCCUAUCCAUAUGGUUAUGUCUCGCGAUGAUCGAUACAUUGCGUUUACCCUCAAAAGCGAAGUUCGCGUUUACGAAAUUAUUGCGGGUGGUAUUGUACGAGUCUCAUUCGGUGAUACGGGAGACCCCAGCGCAUCUCUAUAUGAUAUGACUGCGGCCCCAGCGCACAUUGCCUCGCCCCUAGGAAAUGACGGUACUCCAGGGGGGCAAGAAACGAUCAUUGAAAGAAAGCUUCAAUUCUCGGUCGACGGGAAAUAUUUUGUCAUUGCGACACACCUUACCGACUGCAAUGCCUAUGUUGACGUGUGGGACCUGUCCCUGAAGCGGUGGGAUACUGUACCUGGGAAAUCACAGUCGUUUAGGCUUUCUCACCGAACGACUAACAACAAAGACCUCACCUGCGUGUUCUACGAUAACGUUCACCAUGCAGUUCUCCUACCUGCCUAUUUCGAGAAGGAAUUCCCCAAAUCAUCCUCAGUUGCCGACAAAGACAUGCUUAAAGACCCAAAUAGCACCCGCAUAACGCACGCAGCCCAGUCCGGCUCUGGGUCGCAGUUUGCCAUUGCGAACGGCAUGAACCAGAUUUACUUGUUCGACUCCAAUGCUAGUGGGUCUACGCGUGUGGCUCGGAUAAAGAAAGCCUCGCAUAAGAUCAGUUCGUCCGUUUUCCGACCCGGUUACUUGAGCCUGGCCUUCCCACAGGAUGAUGAAAUUUUUCUUUUCUGGAUGGAUAAUGGCAAAUUGAUGCUCCGGGCGGUGCGAUUGCACGAAGGGACUCAGACAUCGAAAGAUUAUGAUUUGCGCUCUGAUUUUGACCGGCUGAUUCUUGAACGGCCCACGGCUGAUGUGCAACUCCGGCGAGCUUCACUGCUCUCCAAGCAACAGAACCCUGAGCUGGAUGGUCUGAACAACAACAUAUUUCUUCCCUUUUCAUUUGAUUGCCCCCGCACUACGUUUAUCGUCAUGUCUCAGUCGGAGAUUCGCGAUGCCCGUCGGCCCUCCCAGGCCGAGAAUCAGACCAUUCUCAAAUCUGAGAUCCCGUUGAAAGAGCGCUUCUUCCGUUACUUCCAACAUGAGAUCACUGCAUUGCAAGAACAGAUGGACCGUCUCGCGGAUACCUCUCUUGUGGGAGGAGAGCGGACGGAUGCGACCGACCACUGCCUAGCUGGCAUUGCCCGACUGUCCAACGAAGUCAAGGAUGCAGCGAGCUAUAUUCCCACAUAUGACCAGCGGAUAUAUGCGGAAGCGAUCAAGGCCCUCCAAGACAAGCUGGUUGAAACUCGGGCGACGGUCGAGCCGCGUCCUAAGUUCAGCUUCAAGACCAAAAAGAAUGCUUCGGCAAUUUCCUUGUCGGAUGCGGCCAACAUAGUAUACCACGGUCGGAGUAUGCCCGGAUACCUUUCGCCGGGGACAUCCUCCGUGGAUUCAUCUGCCGCGCAGACCCCCAACUAUCCCUCCACACCGUUAAAUGAGCCGGAGCGCAUCCUGCAACCGAGAGCCGAGAUUGCGCCGACUUCUUUCCCAGUCAUUCCCCCGAUCGACGUGGACGAUGGGGAAGAAAAGUCGAAAAACGAGAAGGGCAAGACCUUCGCGGCCACUGCUGUGUCAUCUGUGUCGGUGAACAACCAUGUUGGGCUCCAUAUCAUGCUUCCAUCCUCCGGUUCGACUGCUACGGUGCCUGCCUCUAUCACGUCCUUGCGCCAUUGCGUUGUGGAUAUGUCCAUCCCAACUGCCAACGGAAAGCCCUACGCCAGUCUGACGAUCAAGGGUGUCAAGGAGAGCUUGCUGGUUUGUGGGCAGAUCAAUGGUCCAGCCCACAUCACCGAUGUGGAGAACAGUACUAUUGUAGUCACUUGCCGCCAAUUCCGCAUGCACAACUGUGCCAACGUGGAUGUCUACCUGAGCGCAUCCAGCAAUCCGAUUAUCGAGGAUUGCACCAAUAUUAGGUUCGCCCAGAUACCAAGAGUAUAUGCGCUGGACCACGACCACCCGGACAGUGAGGACCACUGGAGCCAGGUUGAAGAUUUCAAAUGGAUCAAGUCAGAACCCAGUCCUAAUUGGAGUUUGAUUCCUCGCGAGAGCGCAGUCCCCGAGGAAGUAUGGGCUGAAAUCGUCCCCGGUGGCCCAGGAUGGUCCCUCGACGACAUUUUGCGCGCAAUUAACAUUGCCACCUAGUGACACCUUCCACUCAUGAAAUGCCCGUUUGUGGCUGCAUAUAGGUAUACCAAUGCAAAUGCAAAUAUUCUGUCAUGGGUGAUGAAACGUUGGACGCAGAUAACACCCUUGACUAGGGAUCUCUCCAAUACUAAUUUAGUUGAUCCAUCUGGUUGGCAUUAUGUUCUCGUUCAGUUGGGGGCCUAGGUCACCUCUAUCACGUCAGUUGCGAUUUACUCUACUAUGCUAUGAAAAUCCUGUGAAUUGAGGCACGUCAAGAUUGCAUUUAUGGAAUGGGGCGUUCUCGGCCAAGUCAUCUCUUUCCAGACGCUGAUUCUCUCGUUUGUACUUGUAUUCGGUGCAGGCAUCAAUCAGAAGACCGACAACAUGCCGGUUAUUAUAUACUGUUAAUCCAAUGCUUGAAUGGACAUAUUAUGAACAACAACAUCGCUCUCUAAUCUAUCAACGAAUAUAUUC